Messenger RNA from Charadrius vociferus (killdeer), 1065 nucleotides. It is a transcript of the gene CCDC89, whose product is annotated as coiled-coil domain containing 89. NCBI's taxonomy places the organism in Eukaryota, Metazoa, Chordata, Aves, Charadriiformes, Charadriidae. Bases 1 to 1065 code for a protein of 354 amino acids. The record is from RefSeq and is a predicted model, not a curated record. The transcript has a single exon.
AUGGCUCAGGAUGAGAGAGAGGCAGGGAUGGUCAACUCAGGUGAUCCAGAGAUGGGCAAAGACAUGGAAGAUCUGCCAAAAGACCUGGAGGAACUCCAUGAGAGCCCCGAAGAGAAGAGCAGUGAGAAAGUCCUGCUGCAUUCGCGCCUAGAACAGCAGCAUCACCUUAUCUGUAUACUGAAGAAAAAAGCAGAUGAUGCACGCAAACGCUGCAGAGACCUGGAGCAGCUCAACAUGGAGCUGGAGAAACUGAGGACAGAGGAUGCAGUGAAAAUGAAAACCCAGAGCCAACGGAUCCAGCAGUUGGAGGAGCGCUUCAUGGAUCUGGCCAACAAUCAUGAAAAAAUGAUCCAGUUCAAGAACGAACAUAGGAAACGUCAUGUGCAGCUGCUGGAGGAGAACAAGCGCCUGCGGCAGGAGAACGAAGUGCUCUUCAGCCAUACAGUGAGGGAGAAGGAAGCUGACGUGCUCCAGCUCGCUGCCCAGGCCAGAAAGCUCUCGCAGCAGUUAGACUCCCUCCAGAAGAAAUGUGCUUCUGAGAGUUGCAGAGCCCAGGAGAGAGAAAAGGAGCUGCUGGAAGCUCAGAGCCAGAAAACAAGUGCCUAUGCCUGGGAAGUCGAUUCACUAAAAAACCAGCUGCAAUGCCUACAGGAGAAGCACCAACAAACUGUUGUGCAGCUACAGCACGCAGAGAGUCAGCAGCGGGCUCAGGGCAGCGAGCUCCAGGCCAAGCUGGAGAGGGCCAACGAGGAAAAAGAGCAACUACUGAACCUGGCCAUGGAGCGGGGCAAAGCUCUGCAAGAUAAGCAACGGGAAAUCGAGCAGCUGGGGAAGAAGCUGGAGACUGCGCAAAAAGCCAAGCAGAGAGCAGGAAAGCACCUCGUGAAAGAGGCAGCAGCAGUGGACAAUGAUCUGAAGGUCCAAGAGCUCCAACAACAGCUCAAAAGCAGCAAGCAGGCAUACAACGAGCUCUCGCUGCAGUUCGACGCUUACAGAAAGCACAGUAUGGAUUUACUGACUAAAGAAAAAGCGCUGAAUAUCAAACUCCGUCAUUUUAUUGUGUAA